Messenger RNA from Drosophila biarmipes, 994 nucleotides. RefSeq names its product protein ARV1 (gene Arv1). Gene Ontology annotation, cellular component: Golgi apparatus; cortical endoplasmic reticulum. The record is from RefSeq and is a predicted model, not a curated record. Gene Ontology annotation, biological process: sterol metabolic process; intracellular sterol transport; regulation of plasma membrane sterol distribution. The coding region runs from base 153 to 905 and encodes 250 amino acids. The transcript is spliced from 4 exons. NCBI's taxonomy places the organism in Eukaryota, Metazoa, Arthropoda, Insecta, Diptera, Drosophilidae.
GACUCUUCUCUCUGCAAUUACAAAUUGUGACAAUUUUAUAAGUUUCCACUUUUGACGACAAAUUUCAAAAACAGUGGUUAACGGUUAGGGAGCCUGUUUCCGUAUGAUUCCGAAUUUAGGAAACGGUCAUACUCAACAGCUGGCGAAAACAAAUGUUUGUUUAUGCUGCAGUAAAGCAAAAUAAGGAUUGCACCCACUGUAAAAUGACAGAAAAAAGGCGAUUCGUCUGCGUUAACUGUGGGCACGGUGUCAAAGAACUUGUCAAGAAAUACAGCAAUACCCUGAAGACCACCCAAUGCGACAAGUGCCAGCAAACCACUGAUAAAUACAUCGAGUUUGAGGAGUUCAUCAUAUUAAUAGAUGCACUCCUGUUGGACUCCUGCGCCUUCCGCCACAUAAUAUACAAUGGAGACUUUAAGCUGUAUUGGAAGGUUUCGCUGGUGGUGCUGCUCCUGGAAUCCUUUGCGCUCUGUCGCCAGAAGCUCCCCGAUCCUCCUAAUGCAUCGUUACACGUCCAUGAAAGGGGCUUCUACACGUACACCCUUCAAAAUAUGGGAGAUUACCUGUUCAUGACGUUGUUGCUGCUGAUAAUUACAGCGACUCUCAGUAUGGAAUGGAUAAAGCAAACGGGCCUUCGAAGGUUCCCUUUAACUGUCUUCAAGGUGGUGCUGAUUUCCAACCUAUCCAAGUUCUUCCUGCUGCCCAUUUUGGUCUGGCGUAACAACACAACCGAUUACGGCCGGAGAUUGCACCACGUCCUGGUCAUGGGCCAUCACGUCUGCUCCCUGGUUCUCGCCUACGAGGCGGUCGGAGCCACUAGGAAGAACCCUCGAUGGUGGGCCCUAACAUUAGUUGUUCUGGCUUUCGCCUUCAAGGUGUGGUGGAAGAGCAUUUUGCUUAGUUGAGAUUUGAUCAAGCAAUAUACAAGGCAGAAAACCAACUUCCUAUAAACGAUGGUAUUGCCAAAUAAAUAAUGAAAUAUAUUAACAUGUAA